AUGAUUGAAUACGGAAUUAUGAACGAGAAUACAAGAAAGCUAUUGUCAAAAGACGAAAGUGCCGAUCAAACUGCAAAGACGGAAGGUAACUAUGGUCUGGUGCUGGCAAAGGUAUACAAAGAACAGAAAAAGAAACUCGGAAAAAUUCUCAACGAUCGCUGUCCCUACGGACCGUACAACAUGAAGAGUCGAUUCGAGUACAUUAUCACUCUCCCAAACGCCGACAAGAUUAUGGUUGCACAAACGAGCGAGAAGGUGGAAGGAUAUACACUGAAAAACAUACAUUUGGAAUACGAAACCCUCGAGAACGAAGAACUGGCUAAACGAGUAAACGAAGGAUACGAAGUCGGUAGAUUCUUAUCCUACGAACACACAACACUGCUGAAAACAACCAUGUGGGCAAAGAACGCCACAAGGUUCAACGAGAGGAUAGACGGUCCGAUGGAAAGUAUGAGAGCCGUUGUUCUACUCUUCAGAAAAAGGACAAUAACUGACAGCGAGGAAUACAUUUUCCCAGGCAUCGAAAAAGUAAAGGUCACGAUAGAAGGAAAGCCGAAUGCUGUAUAUAGUCAGGGUUUAACACCAGAAAAUUUCCACGACGAAGCAAGAAGACUAUUUGAAACAACCAGUAACACCUGUAGCGACAACAUAUGCGUUAGGGAAUUCUACGAAAAUAAAUUCGCACUGGUCGUUGAUCUGAGAGCUGUCGAUGACAGUCAUGCCGUUGUAAGUGGAAAAAAGCUUCCCGGCGAUAAUCCCGGAAUUCUUCUGGAGAUCGAAACCGUCGUGAUGACCGAAGACAUUCUCUGUAACAUUUUCGUGUUAUCCGAUGGACUUAUAAACAUCAGCGGAAAGACCCUUUAA
This is a messenger RNA of Paramuricea clavata, 864 nucleotides long. NCBI's taxonomy places the organism in Eukaryota, Metazoa, Cnidaria, Anthozoa, Malacalcyonacea, Plexauridae. The record is from the annotation of a GenBank genome assembly.